Homarus americanus (American lobster) is the source of this 5558-nucleotide messenger RNA. RefSeq names its product echinoderm microtubule-associated protein-like 5. The transcript is spliced from 31 exons. The record is from RefSeq and is a predicted model, not a curated record. Gene Ontology annotation, molecular function: protein binding. The coding region runs from base 128 to 5251 and encodes 1707 amino acids. Lineage: Eukaryota; Metazoa; Arthropoda; Malacostraca; Decapoda; Nephropidae.
GGCAUUCGUCUGGCGUACUGGGAAUACAAGAUCAAGUUCCAGGCAACGUCCAGACUGACGUUCCAGUGCCACUGGACCAGUGCUAGUGGUUGAGUGGCCAGUGUUCUCGUGUCAGUUUUGGAGGAGGAUGGGGUCACGGCAGCCACCUGAUGGGUCACUGGAGCUGGUAUGGGUGUUUGGCUACAAUGGCCACACUGCCAGGAACAAUGUCAAGAUCAACAAGGAUGGUCACCUCGUCUACUAUGUGGCUGGGGUGGGCGUUGUCCACGACAUCACACUUAGAAAACAGACCUUCUACACUGGUCAUAAUAAUGACAUUACAAGCUUGGCGAUGACAGGUGACAUGCAUUUGGCGGCCACAGGUCAGGUGGGGAAGGAUGCUUACAUCACUGUGUGGGACACCUCCACACGUGACCCCAUCAGUGUCAUCAGGGAUGGACAUACUCACCGUGUUUCUACCCUCUCUUUCUCUUCUGAUAAAAAGCUGUUGGCAUCUGUGGGAGGACCAGACCAUAAACAAGAAUUGAUGGUGUGGGAGUGGCACAAGGGAAGGCGGCUUGCCUAUAAUAUUGCUUUCUCUGGCAGGGUGGAGGAGGUGGAAUGGGAGCCUGGGUCAAACUCCAGGCUGGUUACUUGUGGACACAACCAUGUCAGGUUCUGGAAACUGAGUGGUAAUGUUAUUCAGGGGAACUCCGGGGUGUUUGGGAAGGAAACAACAUGUGACCAGGUGAGCGUGUCACACAUGCCAGACAACAGGGUUGUCACUGGGACCUCCACUGGACACCUCUACAUCUGGAGCAAAUCUAAGCUGGUCUCUGCCAUCAAAGACGUCCAUCCAGGUGGAGUGCUGGUGACGGAGGUGUACUCUGGUGGUCUGCUCAGUGGGGGAAAGGAUGGCACCAUUGGUGUUUUUGACAAGCAGCUCAACAGGGUGUCUACAGUCCCAGGAGCUCCAAGCUUGGUUUAUGAAGUUGCAGGACCAAUACAUUCUUUAGCUGUACACAAUGAAAAAAUAAUAGUUGGGACAGAGAAGAAUGAGGUUUGGACAGUAAAGGUGGAGCAUGAUGGAGGGCUUGGGGCAGCCUGUGUGGUACAGGGCCAUGGUUUAGGGGAGGUGUGGGGGCUGGCCACACAUCCCACCAGAUCUGUGGCCAUCACUGCUUCAGAUGACCAUACAGUCAGACUCUGGGACUUAGAAGAGAGGCGGCCCAUGACAACAAUUGUUGUGGAGAAGGCAGCUCGGGCGGCAGCUUUCAGUCCUGAUGGUCAGGAUGUGGCAGUGGGCCUCAGUCAUGGUAUUUUUAUAAUUCUUCAAGCCGAGCACCUGGAGGAGAAGUACCGCAUAAGUGACCGCAAGGAAGUACGACAUGACCUAAAGUACUCACCGUGUGGAGAAACCCUAGCUGUUGCUUCAAAUGACAAUUUUGUGGACAUUUACAAGGUUGACAAGGAAUAUGAGAGGAUUUAUGUGCUGAAGGGCGCCUCUUCCUUCAUUACACACCUGGACUGGUCCAGUGAUUGCAACUACCUCCAGCUCAAUUCUGGUGAUGGCGAGAGACUCCUCUAUAAUGUUGCCAAGGAAUCAUUGGUUGAUGAAAGUGACAUCCCAGGUGUGGAGUGGUCAUCCUGGACUGGGGUUCUGGGACCACAGGUGAAAGGCAUCUGGCAUAAAUAUGCCGAUCUUUCAGAUGUUAAUGCCUGUGAUGCGAACUUUUAUUUUGGUGUUAUGGUGACUGGAGAUGACUAUGGCCUUGUCAAGCUUUUUAGGUUUCCUUGUCCAAAAAAGGGUUCCAAGGGUCGGAGUGUAGUGGGCCACAGUGCACAUGUGACCAAUGUACGCUGGACCAGCGACUCUGAGUAUGUAGUGUCAGUGGGUGGUGCAGACCAUGCUGUUUUCCUCUGGAAGUUCCGAUCAUCACGGAGGAUCUCUGCUCCUCAUCAGACAGUGAGGUUACCAUCUGCAGUGGAAGGAGAAUCAGAGGAUGACAUAAUAGAUACAGAAGAUGAAUUGGAGGGUAUUCCAGAGCUCACCCAGGACUUGGAGCAAGAAUUAGCAGUGAACAGAAGGAAAACCGGUACUAGACGGCAGAAUAAGAAUGGACGGGGAAACAGACCAGUGACUGGGGUUGAGAUAGCCGAGGAAUCUACAUUUACAAGGCGUCGAAAUGCUAAGAGUGGUAAAGCAGGACAUGAUACUCCACCCCCUCAAUGUCUUCGCAUAAAACAUGUGUUUGGAUACCAUGCCCAUGAAUGUCGCAACAAUGCCCAUUGGCUGAAAGACGGACAAGUGGUGUAUCACGUGGCUGCCAUAGGUGUGGCCAUUGAUCCGAGCACAGGAGUCCAAAAGCAUUACCUCCACCAUACUGAUGAUAUUCUCUGUCUUGCUGUACAUCCCCAGGGGCAACUGGUUGCUUCAGGUCAGAUAGGACGAGAGGCUACUGUACAUGUGUGGGAUGCAACAGAUAUGAGGAUAAUGUCACUGCUGCAGGGAGGACAUAUGCGGGGUGUGUCUAGUGUAGCCUUCAGUGGUGAUGGGGAGCGGGUUGCUUCAUUAGGCUUGGAUGACUACCACACUGUUGUUAUCUGGAACUGGCUAAAGGGAUACAAGAUUGCCUCAGCCCGAGGACAUAGUGACAAAGUGUUUGGGAUGAGGUUCAGCCCCACUAACAACAAUCGCCUUGUGACUUUCGGCAUCAAGCACAUAAAAUUUUGGUCACAGGCUGGAGGUGGCCUCACUUACCGCCAGGUUGUGCUAGGUCCAAAAUUCAAACAGAAUACUGUGCUCUGCAGCAGUGUUGGUGGUGGUGAGGGUGCAUCAGAGUGGUGGCUCCUUGGACUGUCAUCAGGUUAUGUGUUUGUUGUCAAGGAUGCCAAAGUGGAACGAAGUGUAAAGGCCCAUAAGGUGCCAGUGUAUGCUAUACUAGUAACCCAGGAGAGCAUAUGGACAGCUGGGCAGGGUGGCUACGUGUGCAAGUGGGAUUCAGAAAUGAAACGAAGUGUGAAGGUGUUCCCUGUAACAGACCACUUCCUAGAGAAUUCUGCUGCUUUUGGCCUCACUUCAUCCCAACCAGGACUACGAAGUCUCUCCGCUGCCCCAGGGACCGACUUUCCCCUUUUGGUGGCUACACAACAUGCUGAAAUUCUCCUGAUGGAUGCUGAUGGAAUGUUUACUGUUUUGGUGCAGGGCCACAGCAAGGGUGAAGUAUGGGGUCUUGACACCCAUCCACGACUCUUGGAAGCAGUGACAGUGGGAGGUGACAACACACUGCGCCGCUGGAGUUUGGAAGAUUAUGAUGCCCUUGCUUCUGCCAACCUCAGGAAAACUGCUUGCUGUGUACACUUCCACCCCAGCGCUGUUUUAUUAAGUCUUGGAUAUCUUGAUGGAAGUGUUGCCUUAUACCUGUAUCCCAGUCUAGUAAAACAUGGUGGGGUACAUCACAGAUCUGAAGGAAUCUCUGAUGUCAAAUUUUCUCCUGAUGGACGAUUUCUUGCUGUUGGGUCUCAUGAGCGUGUUGUCGACAUUUAUGUUGUAGAUACAGAUGGAGACAUUGUGAGUCAAGAGGGAUCAGGCCUUCGCAGGGUUGGUAUAUGCCGUGGUGCCUCAUCUUGGGUCACACAUCUUACCUGGCAUGAAAAUUCACGAUUAAUCCAGAUUAAUACAGGAGCAGGAGAACAGCUGUUCUAUGAGGCUCCUCAUGGAACCCGUCAGUUAAUCCCUGAUUCAACUACUGCCGAGUUAGCAUGGACAUCUCCAUUAACAUGUCCGCUCGAUGCAACUGUUGAAGGUGUAUGGGCACCAGACAUGGACCUAACAGAUAUUAAUGCUAUUGCUACAGCACACAACCUCCCAGUAGUGGCAACUGUAUCAGAUGAAGAGGGUCUGGUCAGACUAUUUCGGUACCCAUGUAUGGGAGGACUGAAGAAGCACCGUCAGUACCGGGGUCACAGUGCCCAUGUAACAAAUGUGAAGUGGGUGUAUGAUAACUCACUGAUCGUGACAACUGGUGGUGGUGACACCUCUGUCAUAGUGUGGAAGGUGAGGCAAGGCUCACUGAAACAAGACAAAGAGGACACCUUACACUCUCCCCAAAAUGGUGAACAUACUCUUGAUGAUCUACCAGAUGAAGAUUUGACUAUAAUGGACUUGGAAGCUGCAGGGUUGGAUGAUGAUGAUGUACCAUUGAUUGUCCACACAACCUCUACCAAAGACAGAAAAUCAACUAGGACACCAGGGAAGACUCGAGAACCACAGUCUCAUCGAAAGCGUUCUGCUGGUCAACUAAGGUCUAUCCCGACCCUUACCCCUGAUGAUAAGAAGGCCUUUUACUGUAGUGGCUCUGCUGUAGGACAGCUAAAUAUUGCUGAAGGAGGGGAGAUGGAAGGUCAGCGUCUUGUCUAUGGGGAACAUACAGCAGCCAUAACUUUUCUUGCUUUGUCUGUUAAUGAUCCCAAGAUGAUUGCCACAGCACAGUUGGGAAUGGAAGGAGAUGUCUCGGAGGACAACGUAGAAAAUUUUGCCUUGGUACAUGUUUGGCGGCCAAGUGACGGAACCAAUGUAGCCGUGCUGAGAGGUGGCAAAGAGACCAUUAUCACUGCCCUCAGCUUCUCACCUAGUGGCAGGUUCCUGGCUUCUCUGGCUGAUGCUUCUACAGUACAUGUCUUUAAUUGGAUUAAAGGUGCACACAUUGCUCACAGUGAACUGAAGGUAGGGAUGGUGACAGCAAUGGCUCAUACUGGUGAGACAACUUUAGCAGUGCUUACACCUCGGACUGUUCUCUUUCUGGACUUGGUGGGCAACUCAUUGAUAACGACGCGAGGCCAUGCAUCCCCAGAUCUUCUCCCAGAUGAUGCUGCCUUUAAUGGCUUAGGUGUAUCUCCAAAUGGUCGUGUGUAUGUAGGUUGCAGUGAUGGCAGUGUUGUAGAGUGGAAAGGCCGCAUAGCAACACGUCGCAUAAUGGCGCCAGAUGAACCACCUAUCAUAUCCCCUGUACGAAUGUCCAUUGCCGUGGGUCAGGGUGCCGUUUUUACAGCAUGCAGAUUGGGCUCGAUAAUCGUCGUUCGGUGUUACACAACAGAUGAUGAUGAGCUGCAUUUCUUCUCAGAUUCUAAAAUUGCCACACCAGAAGAAAAUUGGAUACCUGUCUCAGCCAGACUAGGAGGAGCUAUGCUCAUUCUUGGUGCUCGAAGAAAUCAGCCAUUGAUUAUUUUAGAUCUGAAGUCAGGAAAAUUUACUCUAAUAGAUCAGGGAUGAAACAGUAAAACACUAUAGUUUUAACUUCUGAUCGACAUUGAUCUUUUGCAGUAGUGCCAUAGAUGCUAUAUAAUGGACAAUAUAUUUAACACAUUCUGUAUAUAUAUAUACCGUACUUAUCUUGAUGUGAUAUUGUAUAUUAAUAAAGACCUAAUUGAGGUGUAUAAGCAUCUCGAGGGGCAGUACUCAGUCGAGCGUCCUAACUUGGAGCUGGCGGACGCUCACCCCACAAGGGGUCACAGCUCAAGAUUGAAGAAGCCGCAAGUCCAGAAAACUGUGAGGGCAAACUUUUUCGGAGUGAGAGUUG